UAGAUGACACACCAGAGUCCUGUUGCUUCUGGAAAUGAACCACCUUUAGAAGAGAGUGACCAGGAUGACUUGAAGCAGGUGAAGAGACAGUCAGCUCAGCCCACCUUUUCUUUCUGUGCAGUGUCAUCACAAAACUCUGCACUGCUUUUCAUCUUCUGUGACCAUGCUGUUAAGAAAGAUCACUUUUUGUGACAUGGCUGGAACUGCUGCUGUUCCUGGACCUGUGGGUCCUGGGGCAUCCUCACCCUUGUGACAGACCUUUGGAGCCUGAAUGGACCCAGGCUGGUUCUCCAGAUAAAAAUCCACUCAUCUUCUGUUUCUUCUCUACUACUUCCUGUCACACUAGCUGUCAGGAAAGCCAAUGAAGUGAUAAGGUUUUCACUGUGCACUAAGCAGGUAAAGGUGCUGUGAUACAGCUGCCAGGAAACCCUGCCACCAGUUUCUUAGAGGUGAAAGAGGCCCUUUGGUUCUCCUAGAGUAAAGACUUGGAACAGUCAUCUUGGAAAACUUCAGAGAUUUGUGGACUUAGCAAUGACUCUUCUUCAGCCUCUCAGUGCCAUUCUACUUUGUCUAUCACUGAUGAUGGCAACAAGUUCACUUAGCACAGAGAAACCUGAAGAGAAAAUGUAUUCCUGUCCCAUCAUUCAGUGUAGUGCUCCUGCAGUAAAUGGAUUACCAGGCAGAGAUGGAAGAGAUGGUCCCAAAGGUGAAAAGGGAGACCCAGGAGAAGGAUUGAGAGGUCUGCAGGGUUUGCCUGGAAAAGCAGGACCUCCAGGAUUAAAAGGAGAGGUGGGACCACAAGGAGUGAAGGGUCAAAAAGGAGAACGUGGAAUUGAUGUAAGUGAUGACCUGCACCGACAAAUAACUGCUUUGGAAACGAAAAUCCGGGUAUUGGAAGAUGACUUAAACAGGUACAAAAAAGCCAUGACUUUAAAGGACAUUGUGAAUGUUGGUAAAAAAAUGUUUGUCUCAAGUGGAAAGAAAGAUAAUUUUGAAAAGGGAAAAUCCCUGUGUGCAAAAGCUGGAAGUGUGCUUGCCUCUCCUAGGAAUGAGGCUGAAAAUGCUGCUCUAAGCGAUUUAGUUAACCCUUUAGGCUCAGCUUAUCUUGGGAUAUCUGAUGCACAAACUGAGGGCAGAUUCAUGUACCUGAGCGGUGGGCCUUUAACUUACAGCAACUGGAAAUCUGGAGAACCAAAUAAUCUAAGGAAUGAAGACUGUGCAGUGAUAGAUGGCUCUGGAAAAUGGAAUGAUUUAGACUGUUCAAAUUCAAAUAUCUUCAUUAUUUGUGAAUUGUGAGCAGCUGAUAAGUCUAAGAAAAUCAGUCCCACUUUCUUCUCCUGGCUAUGUGAUUGUGUAGAAGAUUGUUACUAUACUGCUCAGUAAAAUAAUCAGAAUCAGUUUAUAUUUACAGUUGUUUUCUCUUUGACAUCCAGUUUUGAAUUUCCUAGUGAAACAAACCUACUUGUUCACUCACUGUGAAUUAAUUUGUUUGCCACAUGAUAUGCUGAGAACCUUAUGUUUAUGGUGUCGGCUUCAGAAAGGUUUAACUCCAUGUUAGCUCCAGUAUGACCCCCUGGACUUGGUGCCCACUAACAUUUGAAAGGUAUUUUCCAUUACAAGUCCUAGCACAAUCCAGCUUCUUAGCUUUAUCUGCAUUUUGUGAAUUGUUGAACUUAAAAUGUGAACCAAAAUAAAUUUUAAAUAUUUAAACCAUGCAUCUAAUUUGAAAAUACGGAUAUGUUUGGUUAAGAGAGUAUUUUGAAUCUGGCUUAUAGAAUAUAAUGAGCUACUUUAAAACCUAUUAUUAUUAUUAAGUGAUUAAGCUAAUAAAUGGUAUUUCUGUUCCAUCAUACUCAUGCAUUCCAAGUCUAACAUGUCAAUCAAACAGGUGUUCAUUAUGUGGAAUUGUGGUUCAGAAACUAUGAGUUCAUCUGAGCCACGUUACUGUCACAUGUGGGAAAAUGGUUUCCCUAGAGUUGGAGAGGAAAAGUGCAUCAUGCUUUUCCUCUGCGUUUCUGUCAGGAGGCUACAUAGCUGCCAGCAGCCUUUUGCUAGAAAUAAGAAUUGGUGAAUCCUGCUAAAAAUAGAGUGUCUGUCUACAGCCAAUGUGAUUUGGAACUCAGACUUCACAGAAGACCUUUCCUGUUUCUCUCUCUCUCCACUUAUAACUCCUCCACCUUCUUCUGCCCUGUGAGUUGUACUGAGACCACGUAGAUGACCAACAACCCAACAGCCUCUCCCUUAAGUGUGUCUGAAAGACUGGUUGUGCUUUUCGCACACCAGCAAGUGCGUAGGAGACAAGCACUCUCCUUUGUUUUGUUUUGUUUUGUGGGUUGUUGGUUUGAUUUAUUGAUUUAUUUUUCAUUCAGUUUUUUUGAGGCAAAGCCAAACGCUGCAAAGUACCUCUAGAUUACUUGGUAGGCCUCACAACUGAAAUGGAAAUUGUUGCUAUAGAGUCUGUUGUUAUGGAGAUACAUUUAACUGCUGUCAUGCUUGCAAGCAGUAAGUAGUAGAGCUUUUUUGUUUGGUCAGAUAGUGAGCUCUCACCUCGCUCAAUACAGAGGCUGGAUGUGGAGCAUGAAGAAACCGUGGCUCUAAUGUAUUCUCCAGAAGUUGCCAAGUGUAAAAUAGUCUUAACUGAGCUUAGUUCACAACAGCUCUGAAGUUAAAAUAAUAUUAUACUUUGUCACAAGAGACAUUUUAGGCAGCAGAAGAGAAAAAUAAUUACAGACUGUUGAAAGACACGAGCUUUCUAGAGCAUGAGAUAUAUGCUAAUCGGCAUCGUAUUUUCCUCGUUAGCAGCAAUGUCAACUGCAUUCCUUUCCUUCACUAAUUGGUGUCCUGCAGCUAUGGAAACAAGAACUUUUAACAUUUUUUCUGGGGGUUUUAAAUCAAUAUUUAUUAAAUGAAAAUGCAAGAUAGAACUCAAUGUUUAAAAGACAGAUUUGGGUUAAUUUAGGGCAGUAAAAGAAAGAAGAUACAUUCUGGAGAGUUGAGUACUGUCUUGACAUGGUCCCGUAUUUAGAGAUCUGUGGUAAUUUAGUCUCCAGUGUAUUUACAUGUAAAAAGUAAGUCAGUCUGUGUCACAGGUUACCUAGAUUUACCUGUGUCCGUGAUGAGGUUAUCUUCAAAAACAUUGUGGUAUGUUUUGUGACCAUUUCAUUUCAAGCUGGGCUAAGAGCGGUGCCUCCAGUAGGUCAGCUGGUAAGUCACUGUGUCUUAGCUGCUGAUUUGAAAAGCAUUUGGAGUAAUAUUUUGCAGGCUCUGUUUUCCUGUUGUCAUUGUGAAAAUUUAAUUUCGCCUCAUAAUGCUCAAAAUAAACUGUUAAAAUCUUA
Molecule: messenger RNA, 3335 nt
Organism: Coturnix japonica (Japanese quail)
Lineage: Eukaryota; Metazoa; Chordata; Aves; Galliformes; Phasianidae
Gene: MBL
Product: mannose-binding lectin
Cellular component (GO): multivesicular body
Source: RefSeq, a predicted model, not a curated record